Sinocyclocheilus anshuiensis is the source of this 2475-nucleotide messenger RNA. It is a transcript of the gene slc15a4, whose product is annotated as solute carrier family 15 member 4. Gene Ontology annotation, cellular component: membrane. Gene Ontology annotation, biological process: transmembrane transport; oligopeptide transport. The transcript has 9 exons. Gene Ontology annotation, molecular function: transmembrane transporter activity. The coding region runs from base 227 to 1963 and encodes 578 amino acids. The record is from RefSeq and is a predicted model, not a curated record. NCBI's taxonomy places the organism in Eukaryota, Metazoa, Chordata, Actinopteri, Cypriniformes, Cyprinidae.
GUCACGCGGUAGUAUUGUGACUUGCUGUUUACCUUCAGAGCCGACAGCUAACCAUACUGUCAGACUUUCAGGAAUUUUAAACUAAUAUUUUAAUAACAUGUAUCCCGAGGACAUUGGUAAACACGUCGCGGGCUGAACACAACUAAAUGUAGAGCAGUGCUAAGUGUUCAAGAACGGUUUUGAUUUUGGUCAGCUGACCACCUCUUGAGAAACAGCAUAUCAGGCCAUGGCUGGCAGGGAUGUAAACGAGAGCACUCCUCUUUUGGACAACUCUGUGGCUUCAACCAGAUCGGAGUCAGUGUUCAAUGGCAGGAGACUGGCCUGUGCUGCCAUACUGCUGGCAGAGUCUUUAGAGAGGAUGGCCUUCUAUGGCAUCACCUCGAACCUGGUGCUCUUCCUCAACAGCAGCCCCUUCUAUUGGCAGGCCACUUCGGCCAGCCAGGCCCCCUUGAUCUUCAUGGGUGUCACUUAUUUGAUAUCGCCUUUUGGUGGCUGGCUGGCGGAUGCGUGCCUUGGCAAGUUUGCAACCAUAGCCUUGAGUUUAGUUCUGUACCUAAUCGGGAUGCUGCUUUUCCCCUUUGUGGCCAACGACAACACCAGGACCUCUCUGUGUGGAGAAGAGAUGGCGUUCCCAGUGCAGCCGGCAGAGUGUUUUCCUGAAAAUGGGACUGUGCCCGCCAAUGUGACCUGCAUGAAUCGGCCGCCCUACUGUGGGCCUGCGAUAUUCAGUGGUCUGGUGCUGGUGGCCGUUGGCGUGGGAGCUGUGAAAUCAAACAUCACUCCAUUCGGGGCAGAUCAGGUGAAGGAUCGAGGUCCAGAGGCAACGCGGCAGUUCUUUAACUGGUUCUACUGGUGCAUUAAUCUUGGAGCGAUCUUCUCGCUGGGUGGAGUAGCCUAUAUUCAGCAGAACGUUAGCUUCUUUAUUGGCUACAUCAUCCCAGCCGUCUGCCUCGGGGUGUCCCUCAUCAUCUUUGUUCUGGGCAAAAUGGUGUUUAUAACCAAACCUGCAGACGGCAGUGCCUUCAGCGACAUGUUCCGGAUCCUGGCCUCGGCCCUCUGUGGACGCGGGCCAAAAGAACCAAGUCUGCUCAGGCCAAAGCCAUCUCUACUGGAUGGCGCAAAGGUGACGUACGGUGGGCGAUUUUCAGAGGAGAAGGUGGAGGAAGUGAAAGCGCUGGUUAAAAUACUUCCUGUUUUCCUGGCACUCAUUCCGUACUGGACUGUCUAUUUCCAGAUGCAGACCACAUAUUAUCUCCAGAGUCUCCAUCUGACAAUUCCUGGAGCCGAUCCCAACUCCACAGACUCCCACCCGAAUACCUUCCGCUUCCCAGCAGCUUGGCUGACCAUGUUUGACGCCGUGUUGAUCCUCAUGUUGAUCCCCCUCAAAGAUAAAGUGGUGGACCCCAUCCUCAAACGCAAAGGCCUGCUGCCCUCCCCUCUAAAGAGAAUCGCUGUGGGCAUGUUCUUUGUCAUGUGCUCGGCGGUGGCAGCUGGCAUUUUAGAGACAAAGAGGCUGGACAUUGUCCACACACGAGGUCCCAUCCCACAGUCUCUCGGUGGAGUUACCUACUAUGCAGCCGAUCUACCCAUAUGGUGGCAAGUGCCUCAGUACAUCCUCAUUGGUGUCAGCGAAAUCUUUGCUAGUAUUGCAGGUCUGGAGUUCGCCUACUCUGCAGCCCCACGCUCCAUGCAGAGUGCUAUAAUGGGCCUGUUCUUCUUCUUCUCUGGAAUCGGCUCCUUUGUGGGAUCAGGACUACUAGCUAUCGUCUCUCUCAAAAUCAUCGGCUGGAUGUCCUCGCAUAAAGACUUCGGUAACAUCAACGAGUGCACACUGAAUUACUACUUCUUCCUCCUGGCUGCCAUUCAGGGAGUCACACUCCUCGUCUUCCUCAUUGUGUCUGUGAAGUAUGACAAGCAGAAGCCCAGAGCAGGGAGCAACAGGGUGUCUCUGACCAACUCAUGACCCCCAUCAUCCUCACCAGCCGUACGUUCACCUCAGCCCCCUGUGUUUACUGGAACUGGCCAUUCUCUUGCAGUUUUAAACACGCGAGACAAAAAGACAAAAGAAAAGAAAACAAAAAAAUGUCCCCGAUAAUUACCUACAAAAUAUUCAUAUGAAAUGGUUGGAAAUUAGGUUUGUCCACUCCAUCAGUGAACUGGAUUAUGACGUGUUUGUUGUAGUGUAUACUUUGGGCAACACUUGUUCAAAAUGUGGGAUUUUUGUUGUUUUGACUAUGUCAAUGAGAUUUACAAAUUCACUUACUCAUAAAAUGAAUGUGGUUUUUAAAUUGUUUAUGAUGGGUUGUACAAUUGAUCAUUGGUUUAAAUUGAAUAUUUAUUGAACCUUUUAUUUUCAUAGUUUAUGCUCGACAGGGUAAGACAAUACUUUUGUUCAGAUUUAUUUAAAAUUGUCCCUCUGGGCAUGUUUUAUGGUACACCUUUUUUUAAACAUAAUUUUAACAAUACUUUUUAAAC